AUGGCUGAGGUUUCUAAGCAGUUUAUUUGGAGGCUAGGAAGAGGUAAUCAAAUUCUGUUCUGGGAGGACUAUUGGAUGGAUGGGGGGAUAGCUCUUCAAGAUAAAUAUCCAGAGCUAUAUCGUAUUUCCUUGCAAAAACAGCAUACAGUAGCAGAGUUGGGCUCUUUCUAUGAAUCGGGGUGGGAAUGGAAAUUCUCUUGGAGUUGGGUUUGGGGAACUGCUUCUAAUGGGAUAUUCUCUUCUAAAUCUGCUUAUGUUUGCAUUAAAGCUGAGCAGUCUUCUGAAGAUCAUUAUCUUGGUUUCUGCCAGCUGUGGGAUACUAAAAUUCCUCCUAGAGCCUUAACCUUUGCGUGGAGAUUGCUUUGGGAUAGGCUUCCUUCUAAGGAGAACCUAUCCAGGAGACAAGUUGAUCUUGCCAAUGACUUAUGCCUCUUCUGUCAAAGCAAUUCUGAAUCUGCUUCUCAUCUGUUUUUCACUUGUAAAAACGUUAUGCCUUUGUGGUGGGAAUUUAACACUUGGGUUAAGGAGGAUAGAGCUCUUCACUGCAGGCCCAUGGAUCAUUUCCUUCAGUACUCCUCCAUAGCAGGUUCGAAGGCUUCGAAUACAAGAAGGAAAAUUUGGUGGAUAGCAGCUACAAGGUCCAUAUGGAAGCUCCGAAAUAAUGUGAUCUUUCAUAAUCAACCUUUCCACAUUUCUAAGUUGGUGGAUAACACUAACUUCCUCACUUGGUCCUGGUUGAGGGGGUGGGAAAAGGACUUCAAUGCCCCUUUUCAUCAAUGGUCCUCAGCCAUGUCUAUGGCCUUUAUUUAG
This is a messenger RNA of Glycine soja, 810 nucleotides long. RefSeq lists its product as uncharacterized. The record is from RefSeq and is a predicted model, not a curated record. The transcript is spliced from 2 exons. NCBI's taxonomy places the organism in Eukaryota, Viridiplantae, Streptophyta, Magnoliopsida, Fabales, Fabaceae. Bases 1 to 810 code for a protein of 269 amino acids.